Trichechus manatus latirostris (Florida manatee) is the source of this 988-nucleotide messenger RNA. It is a transcript of the gene LRRN4CL, whose product is annotated as LRRN4 C-terminal like. The coding region runs from base 299 to 988 and encodes 229 amino acids. The transcript has a single exon. NCBI's taxonomy places the organism in Eukaryota, Metazoa, Chordata, Mammalia, Sirenia, Trichechidae. Gene Ontology annotation, molecular function: protein binding. The record is from RefSeq and is a predicted model, not a curated record.
CAGCAAUUUGUUUAUUCAUUAACUGUUUCGAGCUCUUCGCAGCAGGGUUGCUGGUCUCGCAUCUGUCUCUGUCUCUUUCAUGUGACAGACCAUAUUUUCUUCCUUUUUGUCCAAAACCAGGUACGCACCCUGGAUGCAGAAGCUGGCUGACAAAUGAGCGUUUAUCUGUCUCAUUCUCACCUUUUUCUGGCUCCCAUCGUGGCCCUAGUUAUAUGUCCUUGUCCUCGGAGGUUUUGUUGAGGCAUGGGGCCCGGAAGGCAUUGGGUCUAAACAGCUUUACCUAUUGCUUCCAGACUCCAUGCUGGGCUCUCCCUGCCUACUGUGGCUCCUGGCUGUGACCUUCUCCUUGGUUCCCAGAGCUCAGCCCUUGACUCCUCAAGGCUUUGAGGAAGAGGAGGAAGAUGAGACACCGUGGCCACCCUCGUCACCUGUCCCCUGUGACUAUGACCACUGCCGCCACCUGCAGGUGCCCUGCAAGGAGCUGCAGGGAGCCGGGCAGAGGGCCUGCCUGUGCCCCGGACUCUCCAGCCCAGCCCAGCCGCCAGACCCACCACGCCUAGGAGAAGUGUACAUGGUGGCUGAGGAGGGCCGGGCAGUGGUCCACUGGUGUGCUCCCUCUUCCCCCGUCCACCAAUACUGGCUGCUGCUUUGGGAAGGCAGCAGGGCUCCCCAGAAGGGGCCCCCCCUCAACACUACCGUCCGAAGAGCAGAACUGAAGGGACUGAAGGCUGGUGGGGCUUACGUCAUUUGUGUGGUGGCCGCCAACGAGGCAGGAGAAAGCAGCGUGCCCGGGGCCGAUGGGGAGAGCCUCGAGGGGGCCAAUUUUCCUGACUUCGGGCCCUGCCGCCGGCUUGCCGUGCCCCCCAGGCCACUCACCCUGGUCCACGUGGCCGUGGGCGUGGGCUCAGGCCUGGCCCUGCUCAGCUGCUCGGCCCUGGUCUGGCACUUCUGCCUGCGGGAGCGCUGGGGCUGUCCCCGCCGCCGCUGA